Molecule: messenger RNA, 1959 nt
Organism: Theobroma umbraticum
Lineage: Eukaryota; Viridiplantae; Streptophyta; Magnoliopsida; Malvales; Malvaceae
Product: deneddylase
Source: RefSeq, a predicted model, not a curated record
AUAGCGGAUUCCGAUGGAAUCACGCUCCCUUGCGUUCGAACCUACGAGAACGACCUGGCUCGCCUCACCCUCGUCGGAGCCGUCGGCUUUGAACAGGCUUUAACGGCUGCAGCUGCUGAUGGAGGUCGAGCUGCCACGGAGCAUGUCGAUUCCGGUAUCCCUGCUAUGGUUAUUGAAACUGUUUUCCCUAGUUCCAUCGCCAAAAACGCCACGGUUUCGACCCGAUUGUUUUUGCCAGCUAGGAAAGUUAAAGAAAAAGCUCAAAAGCUGAGAAAGUCACUCUCUGAAGAUAUUUUAAGCGAAACAUCAUCAAAAAACAUACUGGCAAUGACAUUUAGGCAAGUAGUUAUGCAAAAGCUUUGGAAUUUCGAACUGGUUUUGUUUCGUCCUGGAACUGAAAGAGAUAUGGAGGAUCUUGAAAAUCCAAGAGAGGUUAUCGGCUCGUUCACUCUCAGCUCAUCGGAAGAAAGGGUUAUUUCUGAUCUUGGUGAAGUUGUUUGCAUCUCAGCAUUGCAAAGCACUGAAAGACAUUUCCUAGAUAAUUUAUUGGGAAAAACUUCUUCUAACUUCUUUCAGUGGUUUUGGAAGUCAAAAGGGAUUGAGUCAAAAGACUCAUCGGUUGUUAUAUAUAAAAUGUUUGAAGAUGAGAUAGUUGAAAAUGCCAAGAGUCUUCUUGAAAGUUUAAAUUCAAGUGAAGAGAGUUUCAAGACCAUGGAUUUGAGGCGAAAAACCUAUUGGUGGACACCAUCUAUGCACUCUAAGUUGGAUAAGAUUGGUGGUCUUGAGUUUAGUGCUUGGACAAGUGAGUUUAUACCUGCCUAUCGGCUAGGAAUCAAUGCAAAUACACUUAGGGAUUUAAAGUUUGAAGGAUGGAGAAAAUCUGAUGAGAAUAGGUGGGAAGUUCUUUUGACACACUCCCAGAUGGUUGGAUUGGCUGAUGUAUUAGACAUGUACUAUGAAGAUGUUUACUCACUGCCUAACAAACAACUACGCUGUGGUGUGGUUGCCAAUUACAACAGCUUGUCCAAGGCAAAGAGGAGCUCCUCUUUCUUGAGAAUGGUAUCUGCCACCGUUGCAAGUGGAAUUCUUCUCAUUACGAUCAGUUCUCUCAGUCAAUUUAGUUUUCCUCAUCUACACAAAGGAGGAAAAUACCCUGGAGGAUCUAGAUCUCCACCGUCAUCAAUUAUUGAGUCUACAACAAUUCAAUCUGUACACACUGAAAAGUUGGAAGCAUUUUGUAUCUUGGUUAUCCAAAAGAUUAAGGAUGCUUUUGGCUGGCCUGGUGACAUAGCCACUGAAACUGAUCUUGGUGCCUGGAUUGGUGAAAUACCAAAUUACUUGAAAGUACCUCAUCAAGCUAAUUCUAAUAAUGAGGAUGAUUCAGCUAGUUCUGCUGAUCUGGAGAAAAUUGAUGAUGAUUUGAAAUCAUCUGUCCAGGAUGUUGCUAGUUAUCAGGUGAUUUUGUCAACCAAAGGGAAAAUAGUUGGGUUCCAACCAACAAGUCGGGUGGGUGUCAAUCAUUGGGCUGUCAAUCCCUUAGCAAAAGAGCUGUAUGGUGGAAGAAAACUUUCCCCUGGUUUAAUUGAACGUGGUCUCAAAAUCCGCCUUCCAAACGAGAUUGUUGUAAUUGAGUUGUUGAUGUCGGUUAAUCCAGAUUCCUGCUUUGCAUUGGCAAGGCCAAUCCAGCAAUCAUUGCAUGGAGGAGCUCAUUUGUAACAAAGUUGGUGACAUCAAUAAAUCCAGGCCUUUUUUUGUUAUUAGAGAAGACUAAUUCAAAGGGUAAUUCUCCAAAGAGAUUGAGUUGGGUGAAUAUCUCUCCCCUCAUACGCACAUCAAUACGGCUCUAAGUUAAAGGAAUAAAAAUUCUAUAGAAAAUAUCAGCGAAAUUUGUUAUUGUAAUGGAACUAUCAACUGUAAGCAUGCCCUGAUUGUUAUCAUAUAAAUCAAGCUAGUUAACUC